AUGGUUGAACUAGUGGUAAGAACCGUGGGAGAAUUGAAUCAGCCGAGAGUGGCAGCUGUAGCUAUGAGCUGUCCGUCAGAAAUUCUAUUGCAAAUGAACAUCUAUACUCCUAGUCAAUUGAGGAAGGACUUGCUGGCGUAUCAUCCUGCUGGAGGGGAGAUCGCUACAGCUCAAGCAUACGGUCUCGCAAGAGAUCUCCUAAAUAGGGAGACCACUAAGGAUAAGAGUGUAGUCGUGUUCUCAAACGGCCAAACUUCAACUUGUAGCAUACCUUUAGCUGGAAAUGAGGAUGAACGCAGCACUGCCAACAAGUUGCACAAUAAUAACACGGGUAUUAUUUACCUCCCCAUCGAAAAACCCGUGAAUCGAUCAUAUUUGGACGAAAUCACGCACGAUCCCAACAAUGUAGCCGACCCGCAAAAUCUCACGACAAAGCAGGACCCUGCCCGUUUGGAGAAAGCGAAGGACUGGCUAGUUCAGCGGCUCAAUGGGACUUCAGCUACCACAACCGAGGCCUGGGAAACUACAAAGGAAAAGCAUGGAACGACGCCUACAGCAGCGGACAGAACCACUGAAUCCCAGGCAGAGACGCAACGUACUGGAGUGCGUGAACUCUCAACGAUUGCGGAAAUGCCUCAGCUUGAGGCCACAACCACAACAGAAGGAGCAAACUUAAGCGUAUCACCAGUACACACCCCUUCACCCCCAGAUGAUGUAAGAUCAUCUUCAGCUUAUUACUAUUAUUAUUUUACAUGGUUUACUGAGAGAAAAAGAACUUUGUGA
This is a messenger RNA of Ostertagia ostertagi, 783 nucleotides long. Lineage: Eukaryota; Metazoa; Nematoda; Chromadorea; Rhabditida; Trichostrongylidae. The record is from the annotation of a GenBank genome assembly.